UUCUAUAUAAUUGCUACACUUUCAUCAUCAAAUUGGCACCCAUGGGAAGCAUGAAGGUGCAUCAGUUUGCACGUGGAUUUUGGGAGCAUGAACCAUCCCUCACGCUUGGCUGCAAGCGUUUACGCCCUCUUGCGCCCAAGCUCUCCAACACCGACAAUACUCCCACCACCGUCCCCCCUUUCGAUCUCAAGAGCUUCAUCAGACCUGAAAGCGGCCCCAGAAAGCUCGGAUCCUCAGACGACAAGAGAGAAACUGCCCAUGUGGAUACACACCCGGGAGGGACGAGGUGGAAUCCAACCCAAGAGCAAAUAGGUAUACUAGAAAUGCUGUACAGAGGGGGCAUGAGGACUCCAAAUGCUCAACAAAUUGAACAAAUCACGGCACAGCUGGGAAAGUAUGGAAAGAUAGAGGGGAAAAAUGUGUUUUACUGGUUCCAAAACCACAAAGCACGCGAGAGGCAGAAGCAAAAGCGCAAUAAUCUCGGCCUUAACCAUAGUCCAAGAGCUCCUGGUGUCACCACCACCACUACCAUUAGUAGUUCUUUAACACAUGAGUCAAGGGGAGACUUUGGGAGAGAAGAAGAUAGUCCUUACAAGAGAAAGUGCAGGUCAUGGACUUUUGAAUGCUUGGAAGAGGACAAGAGAUAUUGUAGAAAUGAGGGAGAUAGGACCCUAGAACUCUUCCCAUUGCACCCAGAGAACAGAUGAAAACUUCAAGGCAAAAUUCAAGAAUCUUUCAUCUCGGUUUCAGUUGUAAUUUGCUUAAUUUCAUGCAGUACUUUUCUUGCUUUUUUUCUUUCUUUGUUUCGGGAAAGAAGAAAGACAAGUAUUGUAUCUUUGUACCCUGAUCAUGAUCCUGAUCCUCCUUAUUCUGUUCCUAACCUGAAACCAAAGUGUUUCUGUCUCUCGUUGGAAAAUGUUGCUACUACCACGACUCUUUUUU
Coffea arabica (coffee) is the source of this 942-nucleotide messenger RNA. Its product is annotated as WUSCHEL-related homeobox 4. Gene Ontology annotation, molecular function: DNA-binding transcription factor activity; DNA binding. Gene Ontology annotation, cellular component: nucleus. Gene Ontology annotation, biological process: procambium histogenesis; cell division; phloem or xylem histogenesis. NCBI's taxonomy places the organism in Eukaryota, Viridiplantae, Streptophyta, Magnoliopsida, Gentianales, Rubiaceae. The record is from RefSeq and is a predicted model, not a curated record.